GUGGACGAGGCGCGGGUGGAGCCCCGUUCUGGUAUCCUGGCCGACCCGCCGGCGCGGCCGCCCCUGACGGCGAAGCAGCCGCCGGCGCAGCAGCCGCCGGCGCCGCGGCCACUGGCGCAGCGGCCGCAGCUGGGGCCGCAGGUUGGCCCGAACAUCGGGCGGAAGACCCUCGUCCUGGACCUGGACGAGACCCUGGUGCACAGCACCUUCCGGCCCGCGCACGGCAGCGACCUGCGGAUCUUUGUCGACUUGGAGGGCGAGGUGCACUGCGUCUACGUGCUCAAGCGGCCAGGCGUGGACGAGUUUCUCAGUCUCGUGGCGCAGCUGUACGAG
This is a messenger RNA of Prorocentrum cordatum, 333 nucleotides long. Lineage: Eukaryota; Dinophyceae; Prorocentrales; Prorocentraceae. The record is from the annotation of a GenBank genome assembly.